GGCUGCAGUGGAAACAGGUCAAAACUGACGUGCUAAUUAGAAGCUCGGCUGUGGCGCAAAAUGAACGGGUGUGUUUUAAUUGCAUUUAUAUUGUGAUUAUUGAGUAUUAAGAAUGGAAAUUUGCAUAAAAUGGACCUUGUGCCGUACCUGCACAGCCGAUACAAGUUCCCAGCUGCAGCCGCUCUUCGAUGAUGCCAGAUUGGCGAAGCAAUUGCAAGAAUAUGCUGGCAUUGUGGCGAGACCAGAGGAUGGCCUGCCCGACCAAAUAUGCACGGACUGCAUUCAAAAUCUUCAAUCGGUGCACACAUUUUUAACAGGCUGCAGACGUGCCGAUGCGCAUCUCCGAAAUGUUGUGCGUCGCACCAUGUCCUCGGGCAGAUGCUUUCCGAGCAUCUCCUUGGACGAGGACACCGAUAGCAGCAGUCCAUCGAAAGUGGGCAAGGAUGCACGUGCUCCCAAGCCAAGCAUUUCUCAACAGCAGAAAAACAGAUUCAAAACGCAACUCGUGAAGAGUUUACUAGCCGAGCAAGAGACGCCUGAUCCGGAAACUAUUGAGGCACAACAGCUAUCGGACGAGGAUUUAAGCAGCUGCGCAGAUAACAAAAAUGAAAUGCUUGAGCUCAUUGCCGAGAAGCAAACUGUAUUGGAAAAGUUGGCAGAUACAUCUGAAAAGAACGACGAGGAUUAUUUACUUGUCGUCAGCAAAUGCGUGCUAAAUCUGGCCGAGGGCGAGGCGACCGACAACGAAGGCAACGAGUACAUCAUAACAGAUGUGGCGGACAACGAGGAAGAGGAAGAUGAUGACCACGAUUACAGACAGCAUGAAAGUUAUGCAGCUGAAGCUGAAGCUAUUGAGCCAGAAUCUGGAGCUCAAGCGGUAAAGCGUCUCGCCGUGGACAGUCAGUCCGAUUCUGAGGGAAAAUCUGUGCUGAAAUUGGAGCGUUUGCCAAUGGAGCAGCCAGCUUCGGCUGUUGCUUCGCUUACGGUUGACCUGGGCGCUGCCUGUGAGCCAUCAAGCUUUCCCAGGCACAGCUGCUCCAUGUGCGGCAAUUCAUUUCCAAAUCAAACCCAGCUCAAGUCGCAUCUGCGCACACAUCGCAACGAAAAGAACUACGAAUGCGAGCUGUGCUCCAAACGCUUCAAUGCCGCCUGCAAUCUAACAACUCAUAUGCGCACCCACACGGGCGAAAAGCCAUACGAAUGCGCCCAUUGUGGUCGCCGCUUUGCGGACCGGAGCACCCAUCGAAAGCAUGAACGUAUGCACACAAAUGAACGACCAUAUGCGUGCGACAUUUGUGCCAAGACCUUCUCGCUGUCCACGACAUUGAAAGCGCACGCCCUUUCGCACUCCAAAGAAAAGCCACACAAAUGCCUGACCUGCAACAAGGGCUUUCGUCUGCCGCAUCAGCUGAAGGCUCACGAAAGAACCCACGUGCAUCGCUACGAGGUGGGCAUAAUGUUGUACAACCAGGACGAAGGCGACUAUUCCAGCAGCUAAGUGCUGCUCGAAUUAAACACUAACUCUAAAUUCAGUUAUUAAAUAAAUUGCUCCUAUGGUAGCUGUAGCAUCUAUUAAUAUAAUCACAGUCGUAUCGGGUAAAGUAAGCCAAAUAUUUGCUUGGUUGAGCAAGAAAUAUAAGUAUAUAUAUAUAUAUAUAGCGCGCACUAUAUACGCUAGAA
Messenger RNA from Drosophila virilis, 1680 nucleotides. It is a transcript of the gene Zaf1, whose product is annotated as ZAD and Architectural Function 1. Gene Ontology annotation, cellular component: nucleus. Gene Ontology annotation, biological process: regulation of transcription by RNA polymerase II. Gene Ontology annotation, molecular function: DNA-binding transcription factor activity, RNA polymerase II-specific; zinc ion binding. The record is from RefSeq and is a predicted model, not a curated record. Lineage: Eukaryota; Metazoa; Arthropoda; Insecta; Diptera; Drosophilidae.